UGUGUCUGUAUGAAACUAUGGCUGAUUAUCAACCUGUAUUCUCAGUGAGUUUAAAGGACUGGUACACUACAUGGUUUAAUGAAGGUGAACUUAAUCUCUUUUAAUAUAGUUUAUUACUGCAUCACAACACAAACAUUUGGUGUUCAGUUGUUGAUGGGUGCAGACAGUUAAAAUGAGCACACACUGAAGACAUGAACAACAGAAAAACCUUGUCACACAACUAUGUGUGUGUGUCCGCCCCCGCCCCCCACGGUGUGUCCCCACCAACCUUCAGCACAAAGUUACACCCUUACUGGGUCAUCUUAAAAACAGAUCGUCUCUGUUGUGUUUUUAGUGAGAAAGCUUUGUUUGUUGUAUGUAGUGUUUAACUGACACAGUGGUCCAUCAUGUGAGCAUUGUGUUACAAUGUCUAGUUGUAAUGAGUGUGUGUGUUUGUGGCUGCUCUGUGCCCACACAGAUGCAGUCCAGGCUGGGCUCAGGCAGCAGCUCCAGUCCUUGUACUCCAGCCCUGCAGAGAGCUCAGUUCAGCCAGAACACCAGUCUUCUGUCCAGCCGAGACGCCCCCCACAGCAGCUCUCUGUCAGAUAUGGCCCUCUCCCCCUUGUCCCCGUUCCCCCCUCAGUCUCCAGCUGAUGAUGUGUUCUGGGACUCAGCUGAGACUCCUCCUAAAUGGCAGUCCAGUGUCAGUAACAAACCAGAGCAGGUGGUUUGUGUGUCAGGGAGGCUCCUGUUCCAGCAGCCAGCACCCAG
Molecule: messenger RNA, 750 nt
Organism: Austrofundulus limnaeus
Lineage: Eukaryota; Metazoa; Chordata; Actinopteri; Cyprinodontiformes; Rivulidae
Product: mitogen-activated protein kinase kinase kinase kinase 4
Cellular component (GO): cytosol
Source: RefSeq, a predicted model, not a curated record